Messenger RNA from Propithecus coquereli (Coquerel's sifaka), 4746 nucleotides. It is a transcript of the gene MCC, whose product is annotated as mutated in colorectal cancers. The record is from RefSeq and is a predicted model, not a curated record. NCBI's taxonomy places the organism in Eukaryota, Metazoa, Chordata, Mammalia, Primates, Indriidae. The transcript has 16 exons. Gene Ontology annotation, biological process: negative regulation of canonical Wnt signaling pathway. The coding region runs from base 180 to 2495 and encodes 771 amino acids. Gene Ontology annotation, cellular component: cytoplasm.
CUGCUGCUGUUGGGAGUGCUCGCAUCCUUCCUUUGGGCUUCGCAACUGUCCUGGGCGAAAAUGGCUGUCUAGACUAAAAUGCGCCAGAAGGGACCAAGCAGUGGAUAUCGAGCCCGUUAAGCCCAACUCUUCAGCUCCGAGACCUGGAGGAGGAAGAGCCCGGCUCUGAAAAGUGCAUCAUGAAUUCUGGAGUUGCCAUGAAAUAUGGAAGCGACUCCUCGGCCGAGCUGAGUGAGCUCCAUUCGGCAGCCCUGGCAUCACUGAAGGGAGACAUAGCAGAGCUCAACAAACGUCUGCAGCAAACAGAGCGGGAACGGGACCUUCUGGAAAAGAAAUUGGCCAAGGCACAUUGUGAGCAGUCCCACCUCAUGAGAGAGCAUGAGGAUGUGCAGGAGCGGACGACGCUUCGGUACGAGGAGCGCAUCACAGAGCUGCACAGCAUCAUCGCCGAGCUCAACAAGAAGAUAGACCGCCUGCAGGGCACCACCAUCAGGGAGGAAGAUGAGUACUCGGAGCUACGAUCAGAACUCAGCCAGAGUCAGCACGAGGCCAACGAGGACUCUCGAAGCAUGGACCAAGACCAGACCUCCGUCUCCAAUCCCGAAAACCAGUCCACCAUGGUCACCGCCGACGUGGACAACUGCAGUGACCUGGACUCAGAGCUGCAGAGGGUGCUGACGGGGCUGGAGAACGUCCUCUGUGACAGGAAGAAGAGCAGCUGCAGCCUCUCCGUGGCCGAGGUGGACCGGCACAUCGAGCAGCUCACCACGGCCAGCGAGCACUGCGACUUGGCCAUUAAGACGGUCGAGGAGAUUGAGGGGGUGCUUGGCCGAGACCUGUAUCCCAACCUGGCUGAAGAGCGGUCUCGGUGGGAGAAGGAGCUGGCCGGGCUGAGGGAAGAGAAUGAGAGCCUGACUGCCAUGCUGUGCAGCAAAGAGGAGGAGCUGAACCGUACCAAGGCCACCAUGAACGCCAUCCGGGAGGAGCGGGACCGGCUGCGGAGGAGGGUAAGCGCACUGCGUGCAACGUGGCCAGAUAAAAUUGAAGUAGAAGAGGAAAAAAUACAUCUGGUGUCUAGCAGUGUGGCAGAACACCUGGCCCACUCGCUUCAGGACUGCUCCAACAUCCAAGAGAUUUUCCAAACCCUCUACUCACACGGAUCUGCCAUCUCUGAAAGCAAGAUUAGAGAGUUUGAGGUGGAAACAGAGCGGUUGAAUAGCCGGAUUGAACACCUCAAAUCCCAAAAUGACCUCCUGACCAUAACCCUGGAGGAAUGUAAAAGCAACGCCGAGAGGAUGAGCAUGCUGGUGGGGAAAUACGAGUCCAAUGCCACGGCGCUGAGGCUGGCCUUGCAGUACAGCGAGCAGUGCAUAGAGGCCUACGAACUCCUGCUGGCGCUGGCCGAGAGCGAGCAGAGCCUCAUCCUGGGGCAGUUCCGAGCGGCUGGCGUGGGGUCCUCCCCUGGAGACCAGUCAGGGGAUGAAAACAUCACUCAGAUGCUCAAGCGAGCUCACGACUGCCGGAAGACAGCCGAGAACGCCGCCAAGGCCCUGCUCAUGAAGCUGGACGGCAGCUGCGGGGGCGCCUUCGCCGUGGCCGGCUGCAGCGUGCAGCCCUGGGAGAGCCUGUCCUCCAACAGCCACACCAGCACAACCAGCUCCACAGCCAGUAGCUGCGACACGGAGUUCACUAAGGAGGAUGAACAGCGGCUGAAGGAUUACAUCCAGCAGCUCAAGAACGACAGGGCCGCCGUCAAGCUGACCAUGUUGGAGCUGGAAAGCAUCCACAUCGACCCCCUCAGCUACGACGUCAAGCCCCGGGGAGACAGCCAGCGGCUGGAUCUCGAAAACGCCGUGCUGAUGCAGGAGCUGAUGGCCAUGAAGGAGGAGAUGGCCGAGCUGAAGGCCCAGCUCUACCUGCUGGAGAAAGAGAAGAAGGCCCUGGAGCUGAAGCUGAGCACACGGGAGGCCCAGGAGCAGGCCUACCUGGUGCACAUCGAGCACCUCAAGUCCGAGGUGGAGGAGCAGAAGGAGCAGCGGAUGCGGUCGCUCAGCUCCACCAGCAGCGGCGGCAAAGACAAACCCAGCAAGGAGAGUGCCGAUGUUGCCUCCCCAGCUCUGUCCCUAGCUGAACUGAGGACGACGUGCAGCGAUAGCGAGCUGGCUGCGGAGUUUGCCAACGCCGUCCGGCGAGAAAAGAAGUUGAAGGCUAGAGUUCAGGAGCUGGUGAGCGCCUUGGAAAGACUCACUAAGAGCAGUGAAAUCCGACAUCAGCAGUCAGCGGAAUUUGUUAAUGACCUAAAGCGAGCCAACAGCAACCUGGUAGCUGCCUACGAGAAAGCAAAGAAGAAGCAUCAAAACAAACUGAAGAAGUUGGAGUCGCAGAUGAUGGCCAUGGUGGAGAGACAUGAGACCCAAGUGAGGAUGCUCAAGCAAAGAAUAGCUCUGCUGGAGGAGGAGAACUCCAGGCCUCACACCAAUGAGACUUCACUUUAAUCGGCACUCGGGCACCAAAGUUCUGCCCACGGGAGCUAAACUAUAGCAGGCCCCAAAGGAGAGAAGGGCCCCAGGGGACAGAGUACCUGUUGGGAGAAUGAGGAAAGGGAAGGUUGGCAGGUAGGUCAGCACUUGGACAAUGGAGUGCCCCAGACUCAGCUCUUGGGGGUAAGUGGCCCUGGUGACACCAUGUGGACUGUACCCAGAAGUUCCUGCUCCUCCCCUAUCCCGGACCCACAAUGGCAUGUAAACGUGCCGUGUGCCUGCUCAGCAGAACCCUGCUCCUGCUCUCCCCACUUGAUUUCUCACUCUCCCUCCUUUUCUGGGUUAGAGGCUGCGCUUCUGUGGGAUCCCAGGCAUUUGUUUUUAUAAGAUUUUCCAUUCUAUUCCCUUGUUAGCAGAGUGGGCUUAUCUUCUGGCGUCCACAAUUUCUCCUCUUUCCUCCUCCUCCAGGGGAAAACUGACACACACUCAAGGGUCUGUGUGUGCCUCCAGCAACUAGAAGGACUGCCGAUUUGCUUAACGCAACAAGGCUUUGGUUUUCAAGACACGUGUAUCAACUCUUAAGAUACAGGCUGCCACACACAGGUGCUCUCUGGGAGUCACAGAUCAUGGGCAGAUGGUACAGAGGUGUUACUUACAGUUCCAGAUACGCUGGAGUUAUAAGCAGAGCAACACCAGGGUGCUGGAAUAAUUCUGUACCCGGAGAUUAAAAACUUCCUUCAACUUCCAUUUUGGAGGCAGGGCUGAGAAGGGAGCUCUCUUUUGAUUCCGGGAUUUUUCCCUCCCAGUAGAGCUUUAUUAAUAGCCAAGACGUAGAGCUGAGAAUCCUUCUAAUAUGUGCAGUGGAAAUAAAAUUUUAAGGGUUUCUUCAAGAGCAGAGAAGCAUUAUUAUCACUUGCCGCCCCAGGGCACUACAUAAUUGCUGUUCUGCUGAAUCAAAACUCAUCCACAUGAGUAUCUUUGUAUUGCUGGACCUGUCUCUAUAUACAGGUGAGAGGCUGUGUACUGUCAGACAUGGAGGAGAUAAUGAAUGUUUUGCAAAACUGAUCCACCUACUUAAGAGUGCUACUGACCGCACCAAGUUCAAGACUUAACUCCUGCUGUCAUGAAGGGGACAGGGUGAGGGAAUAGGUUGGUAAGGUCGUCUUUCUUUCCCCAGAUGGUGAUGGUUAGUUAGCAGAUGGUGCUUACAAGGUUAAAUUUCAAGCAAAAUGCUAACAGGGCCAGGCAGGACCAACGUACCUAAAUUCUUUCAGGAUAGUCUUUUAUCUGAACAUAAAUCCAUUAUUCCUUUUCUACAGCAACCUUCACUGUUUUACCCCUUCUUUGUCUUUCAGUCCAACACUGAUACAUUUGAAGGACCACUUUGUGGUUUUUCAGUAGCACUAGAGAGAGAAUCCACCCAAGCUUCCCUAUGAGAAAUGUAUUCCAAUGCCAUGGUUAACUACAAAUUAAAGUUUCUGCUUUUGACCAGGUCACUGUAGUAGAGUCAUCAGGUCCAUAAGCUUUGGAUGGGUCUCUUCAGAGAGCAUGAUGCAAAUUCCUCGGCCUUCUGUACAAUGGGGAAGGAUACUCCAGCCACCACCUAGGAGGGCAGACAGUUUUAUCCUAAAAGCAAUCACCAUUCUUUCUCAGUGAGGCAGCCCAUCUCCACCCUGACACCAAAUCAAGUGGUAUUAGUCUGGAAGGACCAACUUUUGGGUGCUUUGAUCACUGUGAAAAAGCCCACUGGCUUCUGUUUCUAUCUUUUGGUCAAAGUUAAUUCCUGUGAUUUUUUUUAAAAAUUAAUUUUCACUCUUUGGAUGAAGUUGCAUUUUGUCAUGAGGAAAAUGUUUUGGCUGAAAAGUAUAUGCAGAAAAAAAUGUGUAACAGAUGAAAUCAGUUUUCACCAUUUUUCCAGCUUGCCUAGGGAACAGUCUCCCCUGAACAAACUGGGACGUGCAUGGCUUUCUCUUUUGCCAUUGAACAGGUAUCAAAAUGGACAGUUUUCAUUUGCACCACGCCCUGUGGCUGAAGCAGGAAUAAACUCCUGCCUGCUGACUUCUGCCUCCAUUCUUGCUCCAGGUGAAAUCAGAGACCCCGCCCCUUAGGCCCUGUAAUGCCUCCAGACAGGAGAGGCCUCAGCUCCUGUUACGGCCCCUGGUAUCACUCAGCCUACCUGGCCUUACUGAGUUUCUAUGUCAAUAUAAUAUUUUCAAAUAUGUGGUGAUCUGGGUGAAAACUGUUUCCAAAGCAAAAGUGUUACUUC